UUAUAAUCUGAUAUAAACUCAUUUUCUUCGUCCAUACCCUACCAAAAGAAUAUCUUAAACGAAUGGCUACAUAAAGGUAGAGUGUUAUUCAAGAAAAAUUAACCACCAUUAUCGUAAUCUCAUGAGUUCUGUUCACAGAUUAUAUUACCUAAAUAAUACUCCAAAUAACUUCAUUUAUUAUGUUUUUGCUUCCUUGAUUAUCCAUUUCUUAAUGUCUUCCUUAUAGAAGCAAAGAACAAAGAAGUUCCUUCAAACCAAAUAUCCUAAAUUACUACAAUAUGUUAGGAUAUAGUUUGUUCUUUAAUUUCUUCCAUUGUCUUUCUAUUUCUCAUUCGACUCUCUUAUUCAAGAUUCCAUGGAAGAUCUUAACACAUAUGCAGCUGAUUGCGUCGUUGUAUCGUGUUGUUGCAACUGUCUUGUUCUCCAACUCGCGAUCUUCAUCUUCCUUGGACUUCCUCAAAAGCUGGUCAAGAACACGAGAAAGUGCUACACAAAAUGGGGAAUAAACCGAAGAAGAAAACGAAUGGGUCUCGGUUGUGAAUGUAAAGAAAAAAUCGGGGUUGAUUCGGAAUGGAUAAAAGAGAUUAUGAGUAUAGAGAUGGAAGGCUUUGGGUGUAUUGAAGAAGUUGAAAAAUCUCUGGAGGAGUUUUCAAAGAAUGGUGAGUUUUUGUUUGGGAGCUUCUGGGGACAAGAGAGAAUUCAAAAUUCUUCGUCAAUGUCAAGUUGUUUUAAUUACAACUUUGACUUAAGAUUUGUAAGUCGUUAUGAGAUAAUAGAAGAAAAUUUCUACUCAUUGGAUUAUAUAUUCACAACUUCACAUAUUGAAAUUAGUGGAAAUAAAAAUAUCCACUAGGUUGGGAUUUUGCUUGUUCCUAGAAAUCCAUGUUAUAU
Messenger RNA from Brassica oleracea var. oleracea, 891 nucleotides. RefSeq lists its product as uncharacterized. Bases 356 to 853 code for a protein of 165 amino acids. The record is from RefSeq and is a predicted model, not a curated record. The transcript has a single exon. Lineage: Eukaryota; Viridiplantae; Streptophyta; Magnoliopsida; Brassicales; Brassicaceae.